Molecule: messenger RNA, 291 nt
Organism: Adineta steineri
Lineage: Eukaryota; Metazoa; Rotifera; Eurotatoria; Adinetida; Adinetidae
Source: the annotation of a GenBank genome assembly
AUGCGUACACGGAAACAAUCACGUGUAUUAUAUUAUUUAAUUAAUGGUAAUGAACGUUUAUCACAUUUGACAACAGAACUUGCAUUUCUUAUUGGUGAACAUAAACAUAAGAUAAUUGUUUAUUUUCAGUCAAAUAUUGAUGAAGAUACAGAACAUAUAUUAUCAGCAUGUGAACGACGUGAUAUUCAACGUUCAAGAAAAUAUCUUGAAGAUUUAGUACGAAAAGAGAAUAUUACAUUAUGUCAUUCACGUGAACGAAGUUUAGAACAAGUUCUAGAUUUCUUUCAUUGA